AUGAAAGAGCUCUUAUUGGGAAAACGUAAGUUGAAAGAUUAUGAAAACAUCUCUUUAGAGAAAGAGUGCAGUGCCAUCAUCCAAAGGAAUCUUCCACCCAAACUCACUGAUCCAGGUAGAUUCAUUAUUCCUUGUUCUAUUGGUUCACUAACUAUUAGCAGUGCUCUAUGUGAUUUAGAAGCUAACAUCAAUCUGAUGUUGUUGUCCAUGAUGAGGAAGUUAAAAUAUGGUGAGCCGAAACCAACUCAUAUGAUGCUAACAUUAGCGGAUAGAUCAAUCGCAUACCCUUAUGGGAUUCUUGAAGAUGUUAUGGUGAAAGUCGAUGACUUAGUAUUUCCAAUAUAUUUUAUGAUUCUAUACAUGCCGGAGGAUUCUGAGAUACCAUUACUCCUUGGAAGGCCAUUUCUGGGAACAUGUAAAGCUAUUAUUGAUGUAGAAAUGUGGGAGUUAGUAUUGAAUUUCAACAAUGAAAAAUUUGUCUUUAACAUGUUUGAAGCACUGAAAGCUCCUAAUGUUACCAGAUAG
This is a messenger RNA of Lathyrus oleraceus (garden pea), 525 nucleotides long. RefSeq lists its product as uncharacterized. The transcript has a single exon. The coding region runs from base 1 to 525 and encodes 174 amino acids. The record is from RefSeq and is a predicted model, not a curated record. Lineage: Eukaryota; Viridiplantae; Streptophyta; Magnoliopsida; Fabales; Fabaceae.